CACCGUGACUAUUGAGUUCACUGAUACUUACAAGAUAUCGGCCAUCCAAAGCUCUCAAUCAACGACAGCAGCUUGUGUCGUACUCAAGUGAUUAAUCAGGGGCGCCUUAUUGCAAAGCGCUUCACAAAAAACCGAUCGUUUGAUCGGUUAGACGCGGCAAAAAUGGUCAAAUUCUACGAUUCGAUCACGCCGGACUUGCAAGAAUGGGCGAUGAAACAAGCCGUCUUCUUCGUGGCAUCUGCACCUUUGCACGGUGAACAUAUCAACCUCUCACCUAAGGGAUUGCCCUCAUCGUCGUUUGCCAUUAUCAAUCCCAACUUGUGCGCGUACGUUGACGCCACAGGCUCCGGGAUCGAAACCAUCGCCCACCUUCAAGAAAAUGGCCGGUGCACUGUCAUGUUCUGUUCGUUCGACACAAGUCCACGUAUCAUGCGUUUCUUCUGCAAAGGACGAGCGGUCGCAUGGAAUGAACCCGGUUUCGACGAUUGGUUGAAGCGUAUGGGUGACAAGAGCUUCGCAGGGGCUAGGGCCGUCAUUCUUCUCGACGUUUUCAAGGCUCAAACGUCAUGUGGCUUUGGCGUGCCUUUGCUCGCAACCAAGAUAGACCCAUCGUCCCCCAACAAAACGACCGCCUUCCUAGAUGAUCGCAAUACCCUUGGUCAUUGGUCGGGCAAAUACGUUGAGCAAGGCAUCAUAGACGAGUAUCGUGCCUCUAACAACCGGCGCUCCCUCGACGGCCUCCCGGGUUUGCGCAUCGCACGCCGGCACGGUGGUGAAUAUCUAUUUUUGGGCGAUGUGAGGGCCAAGAUUUUAAAGACUCUGCGUGCAAGUCCCUUUGCCAAUAUCUUAGUUCUUGUUCUAGUCGCCAUUCUGGCAUCAAUCUUGACUACCGUCAGCUUAUAUCUGUCGGGGUUGAUGAUUGUUCAGCCAGGAACAAGUGGAAUUACCUUAGGGACCCGGGAGCUUUAG
Messenger RNA from Exophiala mesophila, 969 nucleotides. RefSeq lists its product as uncharacterized. The record is from RefSeq and is a predicted model, not a curated record. Bases 163 to 969 code for a protein of 268 amino acids. The transcript has 2 exons. NCBI's taxonomy places the organism in Eukaryota, Fungi, Ascomycota, Eurotiomycetes, Chaetothyriales, Herpotrichiellaceae.